CCUUCCUCCUCACCUCCCUCCGCCCCCCUCCCCCGCGCCUCGGCUCCCGCAUCCCUCCAUCCAACCCUGUGCCGCAGCCGCAUCGCCACCGCAGCCUAGGCAGAGCCCAGUCGGCCCAGGCCCCUGUCUCUGCCUGGCCUCAGCUCCCCGCCCCCCCGCCGCGCACCUUACCCGCACAUCCCUCGGAGGUCUAGCCGGGUGCCCCCAGACCCCGGCCUCCAGCACAGAGGCAAGAGGCAGAGAGCAGCAGCGGAGGCGGGAGGACGAAGAAGGGGAGGAGGAGCCCGUCGCAGGAUGAAGGAUCGGACUCAGGAGCUGCGGAGUGCAAAAGACAGUGACGAUGAAGAGGAAGUGGUUCAUGUGGAUCGAGACCACUUUAUGGAUGAGUUCUUUGAGCAGGUGGAAGAGAUCCGAGGCUGCAUCGAGAAACUGUCCGAGGAUGUGGAGCAAGUGAAGAAACAGCACAGUGCCAUUCUUGCUGCCCCCAACCCCGAUGAGAAGACUAAACAGGAGCUGGAGGACCUCACGGCAGACAUCAAAAAGACGGCAAACAAGGUCCGGUCCAAGUUGAAAGCGAUCGAGCAGAGCAUUGAGCAGGAAGAGGGGUUGAAUCGUUCUUCUGCAGACCUGCGUAUCCGUAAGACCCAGCACUCCACACUCUCACGGAAGUUCGUGGAGGUAAUGACCGAAUAUAAUGCAACUCAGUCUAAGUACCGGGACCGCUGCAAGGACCGUAUCCAGAGGCAGCUGGAGAUCACUGGCAGGACUACUACCAACGAAGAGCUGGAAGACAUGUUGGAAAGCGGGAAGCUGGCCAUCUUCACGGACGACAUCAAAAUGGACUCGCAGAUGACAAAGCAAGCCCUGAAUGAGAUAGAGACAAGGCACAAUGAGAUCAUCAAACUGGAAACCAGCAUCCGAGAGCUGCACGACAUGUUUGUGGACAUGGCCAUGCUCGUGGAGAGCCAGGGUGAGAUGAUCGACCGAAUUGAGUACAAUGUGGAACAUUCUGUGGACUACGUGGAGCGAGCCGUGUCCGACACCAAGAAAGCUGUGAAAUAUCAGAGCAAGGCCAGGAGGGUAAGCCAGCGGAGGUUGCCUGAUGCAGGGGGAGGCAGGCUAGAUCAGUGGGUGGGGUGUGGCAGUUAUGAAAUGGGCGAGAGGCCUUAUCUACGGCUCUGACUGCUUCCUGUUUCUGUUUUCUCUCCCCUCUUUUUCCUCAUGUCCCACAUCCCAACUCUCCCUUCAUUUGUCUGUCUACCUCUCUUCCUGUCCCUCUCUUUCCCUCUUCCUCUCCCUCUCUCUCUUAUCUUUCUACCUGCAGAAGAAAAUUAUGAUCAUCAUUUGCUGUGUGGUGCUGGGGGUGGUCUUGGCGUCAUCUAUUGGGGGGACACUGGGCUUGUAGGCCCCUACCCUUCUCUUCCCCAGGACCCUCCCCACACAUCGGGAGCAAUACCCCCACCACCCUUUCACUCUUUCCCCUGCUCCAAGCUCACUCCCAAAACAGACCCAGGCAGUUCCAGCCUCUCUCACCCUCACGCAGACCCUGGAGUCCCUGGCUCUCACCUUGCCAUGGAUCCCCCUCCACCUUGCCGCACAUAGAUAGCAGCAGGCGUGAUCACACAUGCACACCAACAUGCAUGCCGAGGGCACAUGCUCAAGACGUGUGGACACCCCAGCGUGUGUGUACUUGUGUAGAUGUAUGUAGAUGCCCUGAACCUCUUCUUGCUGCCACCUUCAUCCUGUGUGGUCUGAACUUCCCUCUCUAGCCGGUUGCUGUGCUGACUGUAGCAGCCUACCAUGGCCCAACCUGUUCUGUGUGAAUAGACAUGGUGUGUAUGUGUGUGUGUGUGUGUGUGUGUGUGUGUGUGUGUGUGUGUGUAGAUCUGUGCCCAUACAAUGUAUGUACAUGGAGUUUUGUGAAUGUGAAAACCCAAAGCAUUUCCUCCACCUUCUCUCCUAUCUGUUACAUUUGGAGUGGGAGGCAUAUGUGAGGAUAAUUUACAUUCUCAGAGGAUCCAGGGUGGCCCGGUGACCAUGCCACACAUCUUUUGUGAUGUAGAACAAACUUUCCUGGCUUGGUUACUGCCAGGGGUCACAUCAUGUCCUGAGGAUUCUCUCUCUCAGCCUCUCUCUCUGUCUCUCUGUCCCUCAGUCUCUGUCUCUGUCUCUGUCUCUGUGUGUGUGUGUGUGUGUGUGUGUGUGUGUGUGUAUGUGUGUGUGUGUGUGUUGGGUCUUGAAGUUCAGGGGAGGCAACUGGAAGCCUAUGUGUGUAAGUGAUAAACAACUGGCGUAGUUUGUAUGAAUGUGUAUUUUCCUCAACAAAUGAUGUAAAGGGCUUCUGUACAAGAUGUGUGUGUGUGUGUGUGUGUGUGUGUGUGUGUGUGUGUGUGUGUGUGUGUAAGUAUUGAUAGUUUUCUCCUCAGACAGAGCCCUCCACGCUGUGAACCAGACAUUAGUUUUGGGUGGGUACAGAUAUCUGUCUCUAAGCUGUCUCAGAUAUGACUGUAUGUGUGCGUGUGCGCAUCCUUAGGGACUUUACAUACUGUGUUCCUGCUUCUGUAUAUCACACACACACACACACACACACCUUUAAGGCUAUGCCCUCAUCCAGGUUCCCUCUCCAUCUCCUCAAAACACAAGCCACACACACUGCUCCUCAGAAGUAUGAGUGGAGCUUCCUGCCUCAUCAGACCAUCUGACGGGGAAGCACAUUCUUACCUUUCUGUUUCUGCCUGACAGCAGAACUGAGCCUUGGACAGCUAGUACACGAGUGUGCCCAUGACUGCGGAGGCCCAGGAAGUUCCAGAAAGGUGGCCACACAUAGGAGCUGGGGCCUCACACAUAAGCAGCAUAGUGCCCCCCAAGGACCACACCCAUCUGUAUAUGAUGGCCUCCUGGAGGGGUAUGGUAGGACUGAUGAAGCAAGAGGUCAGGGCUGCCCAUGACAGGUAUUUCCCCUCCUGCCUCUCAAACUCACCUUAGAAACUACUGAUCCUCCCACUGCCCCAGCUGAUGCUUUGAACUUUCUCAAAAAACUUGUGUUUGAGCAACUGGAUUUCACAGAUACCUGAAUGGUCACUUAGGGCCAUCCUUGAACCUGUCCCUUGGAGAUGUCUUCUGCUGAAACAUCCUCCAUGGCCCCAACCACAGCUGAGUGACAGGAAGGUGAGACAGGGACUGUUCUCUGGCAGUGAGGAAUGAAGGAAGUCUUACAUUGUGUAGGUUAUGAGCUCUUGAGAGCAGGCAGGAGGUAAAUGGGAUAAGGACAGAGCUAGAAGUCCUAUGAAUAUGGAGGUGAUAUACAGAGGUGCGUGUGUCUGCUCCGGAGUAGGGUAGCCACAUGAAGUGUAUGUGUACACAAGUGCGUGCGGAACUCGGGCUGAAGGGAGUGACCCUGCAAAUGUGACUUCCAGAUAACAAGACUCUUCUGAGCCAGCUCUGACAACUGAUCUCUUCCCUGCCUGUCCACCUGGGGUGUGUGUGUGUGUGUGUGUGUGUGUGUGUGUGUGUGUGUGUGUGUCCACAUGUAUGUAACCCCUAGAUUAGCUGUGCUGAGGAAGGAGGCUGCCUGUCCAUUCCAGAAUAUUCUGCUGCAGGGCCCAGCACCUCCUGCCCCCACCUUGGCUUCUUUGGAGAUGUCAGAGGAGGCCCCAGGAUCUAGUUCCCUUCUUCUUUCAGCCCAGCCAGAACUCCCAUUAACUCAGAUGUUUCUAGCAGCCUCCCUGACACCCCAGUCAUGGUGUUCACAAGGACAGGGCUGUGGCUGGCAUGCUGCUCCUGCCUCUUUGAAUGGCACUGGGCCCACAGCUGCCCACCACUGAGCCUCAAACAGAUGAGCCGUCCCUGAGAGUCUGCUGUAACCCAGCUUUCUAAGACCCACACCUCACACGAUGGACAUGUUCGUUGACUGCUGUCCACAUGUGUAUCCUGGAUGGUUGUCUGGGGGCUGGUGUCUGUUGCAUGUUCUCAGAUGUGUGCUGCGUGCCCUCCACACACCCCAAACCAUCAAGCCCAAUUAUACUCCCUUGGUGGUCCCAGGCCCAAGCCAGGACUCAAUGCUUCCAUUCUCCCUUUCCUUGCCUCUUACAAAGCACACUGCGUGUCCAUCUCAUGUGCCCAUGGGUCAUCAUGCUCCCGUCAUACCUUGAGCGUGUACACAUGUGUGUUCUAUGCACUCGCCCUGCCCUACCUACCCAACAGAGGACAAGAUGGUCGGCCCCUAGCUCCCUUCUCCCCCACCUAGCCUUUCCCCACGCCCUGCUGUGCAGCUGUGUGCGUUGGUGUGUUUCUGUGUCGCUGGCGUGUCAUGUGAUGUAGCCAUGUUUGCUGACAUGAGCCCCUGCCCCCUUCUCUUUUUCUCCAUUGGUUUCUAGAACUCUCUUCCUCCCCUCCCCUGAGGGGACAGGACUCCUGGGGCCUAGCUGGGGGCCCGAGCCUGGCCACCCUCCUGUUAGCCCUCAGAGUCUUAUUUCUCUCUAUUGGUGACCAAGUUGCAAAUGGAUAAAAUACAGGAAAUUCUGACCCCCUGCCCCAGACCUGCAUGUCCUGUCCCCAGUGCCCCCGAACCCCAUCCUGGGCCGGGUUGGGCCUGGUGGGACGGGAGAAAUAGCAACUAAUCCAACAGCGGG
Messenger RNA from Rattus norvegicus (Norway rat), 4631 nucleotides. Lineage: Eukaryota; Metazoa; Chordata; Mammalia; Rodentia; Muridae. The record is from RefSeq and is a predicted model, not a curated record.